AUGUAACACAAACAAAGAUAACAUAACCACUAUCACAUGCCCAAAUGACGAUACACGAUGAUAUGAGGAGUAUUUAUUGAAGUGUAAAAAGUAGAACCGGUACCGGUUCUAUCGAACUGUAUUUGUGAUAACGUUAAAUACAUACAUAGGACGUUAAAAAAGCUUUUAUAUUAUUGUGAACGAUGCAUAGGCAAAGGAUACUUUUCGCCAUUCUCGGCAUCCACAUUACCGGAGCUCUUUCGGACAGCGAAUUGGACGGGGCCUGGCAAAAAUGGAUGGGACUAAAUGGGAAAACGUAUCCUAAUCGCGUGAGCGAAUUUACGCAUCGGCAAACAUGGGAGCGUAAUUACUGGCGUGUUCUAGAACACAAUUCGCGACAUAAUUCAACUUUCAGGAUGGAACUGAAUUUUCUUGCGGAUCAGACCUUUGAACGCGCAUCAAUUGCCUCUGCAAAGUUGACUGAAGACACACUAAGGUUUCAGCCCGAGAGCGAUAUAGCAGUAUCUUUCAACGAUAUACUGCUUCCCGAUUCCUGGGACUGGAGAACUAAAGGGGCCGUUACUCCAGUGAACGAACAGGGGCAAUUCGGGGAUUCACAGGCAUAUGCAGCAGGGGAAUGCGUUGAGAGCUUUAGCUUUAUCAAAACCCGAGACCUGGUUGUAGGGAGUUCCGCUGAGAUGCAUGACUGUUGCACGGCCACCGGGUUCGCUACCAAGACAGUAUUUGAUUGCGUUCAUAAUAUUGGCGGCCUUUGCACCGAUAGGGACUAUCCCUCGUCUUAUGAACAAUGUUAUAACGACUCUUGUACCCCCGUUGCAAAGGUGUCCGGGGGACAAAAGUUACAAACAGGCGACGAGGAGGCAAUGAAAUCGGCCGUGUACCUUACGCCUGUGCUAGCUUUUGUGGACGGGAGUCUUACAUCGUUCCAACUGUAUAAGGAGGGCAUAUACAGCGACCCGUAUUGCUCCAGCUCAACUGUUAAUCAUGCAUUGCAGGUGGUGGGGUACGGGUCACUUAACGGCAUGGACUACUGGAUCUGCCGCAACAGCUGGGGUUUAUAUUGGGGUAUGAACGGUUACAUCACCAUUGCUCGCAACAGACGGAACAUGUGCGGGAUAGCGUCGUUUUCGAGCUACCCUGUUUGAAUAACGCGCUUUUACAUUUAAGGAACGGUGUAUUGCCUUUCGUGCGAAAACUUGUUACAAUCAUGGAACAUUUGAAUGGUGCAUUUUUUAUAAAAUGAUUUUUGUUUCAUUUAAAUUGUAUGUGCAUGUUUUUUUUAUGCUUGUUUUAUAUAGAAUGAGGAAUGACUGUCUUAAUAGUUGUUAGUUUUGUUGAAUAUAACAUGCGGGUAGACUGUCUUAUUAUUUGUAAAACAUGUUGAAUGUAUUAUUUGUUGAAUACAACGUGUGGUACGGAUGACAUUUUUUAUUACAUAACUUAAUAUGUAUAUGCGUCGUAUUCAUUUGUUUGACACAAAACGUUGUAUUUUAUUUGUAUUUAACAAAUAUUUGACAUAAAAUGUUUCAUUGACAUAAAAUAAAGACUUAUGUUUUAUAUCAGAACGAUACUAUAGACAAAAUAAUAAUUUUUCAUCUAUAUAAACUUACAGUUCAGAAUUCCACCGGCAAUUAUUGGUUAUGAUCGUAUGUUUCUCUUAAGAGCUUGUACACGAGUGCUUAUAAAUUUAGGAAUAUUUAAGUGUGCGUGUGCUAACAUUUAUUUACAAAUAUGCUACCAGAUGAAUUCAGUCACAUGACCGACAUUUAAUUGAUAAUACGAAUGACUUUCACAUUGUAUUACAACUGAAAAUUAUUACAAUUUCACGAUACAUAUGAGACCAGUG
Messenger RNA from Dreissena polymorpha, 1846 nucleotides. RefSeq lists its product as uncharacterized. The transcript is spliced from 5 exons. Gene Ontology annotation, molecular function: cysteine-type endopeptidase activity. The record is from RefSeq and is a predicted model, not a curated record. Gene Ontology annotation, cellular component: lysosome. Bases 183 to 1145 code for a protein of 320 amino acids. NCBI's taxonomy places the organism in Eukaryota, Metazoa, Mollusca, Bivalvia, Myida, Dreissenidae.